Manihot esculenta (cassava) is the source of this 1286-nucleotide messenger RNA. Its product is annotated as peroxidase 5. Gene Ontology annotation, molecular function: peroxidase activity; heme binding. Gene Ontology annotation, biological process: hydrogen peroxide catabolic process; response to oxidative stress. The coding region runs from base 84 to 1058 and encodes 324 amino acids. The transcript is spliced from 4 exons. The record is from RefSeq and is a predicted model, not a curated record. Lineage: Eukaryota; Viridiplantae; Streptophyta; Magnoliopsida; Malpighiales; Euphorbiaceae.
UCUCUAUUCUUUUUCUUGUUUUAGGAUUACUUCUAAAGGGUGCAAAAAUUACUGUUGAUUUUGGAAAGCUAUAACAGCUACAAAUGACAACUUCAGUUCGAAAAAUCUCAGGAGCUUUCAUGUUCACUGUCAUGGUUUUGGUGUUAUUGAACACCGCAUGUCAAGCUAAACUCAACUCUAAGUAUUAUGAGAAAUCAUGUCCAAAAGCUCUCGUUACUAUCAGAAGUACCAUCAGGACGGCUAUUGCACGAGAACGAAGAAUGGCAGCAUCUCUCAUUCGUCUGCACUUUCAUGAUUGUUUUGUCCAGGGUUGUGAUGCUUCAAUCCUACUGGACGAGACGUCCUCUAUCAAGAGUGAAAAGACUGCAUUGCCCAACUUAAAUUCUGCAAGAGGAUUUGAAGUCAUUGAAAAGGCAAAAUCUGAAGUGGAGAAGAUAUGCCCAGGUGUUGUAUCCUGUGCAGAUAUCAUUGCUGUGGCUGCAAGGGAUGCUACUGAACAUGUCGCUGGUCCAUCUUACACUGUGUUGCUCGGAAGAAGAGAUUCAACUACUGCAAGCAGGGAUCGAGCCAACAAGGAACUUCCUAGUUUUAGAGAUGGCCUGAACAAACUUAUAUCUCGCUUUCAGAAAGUGGGACUCAAUGCUAGGGACUUGGUUGCUUUGUCAGGUUCUCAUACUCUAGGACAAGCUCAGUGUGCAACAUUUCGUGAUAGGAUAUACAGCAAUGGCAGUGACAUUGAUGCUGGAUUUGCUACCACUCGCCGGCGUCGUUGUCCUGCUGUUGGAGGCGAUGGAAAUUUAGCUCCACUUGAUCUGGUCACACCCAAUUCUUGGGACACCAAUUACUUCAAGAAUUUGAUCCAAAAGAAAGGUCUUCUCGAAUCAGAUCAAGUUCUCUUUAGUGGUGGUUCCACCGAUAGUAUUGUCAAAGAAUACAGCAAAAAUCGUGCGGCUUUCAACGCAGAUUUUGCAUCAGCUAUGAUCAAGAUGGGAAAUUAUAAGCCACUCACUGGGUCUAAAGGUCAAAUAAGGAGAAUCUGCAGUGCAGUGAACAAAUAAUUUGUGCUAGUCCCAUUUGCAAGAUGUUAAAGUUUUCUUUUUUUGAUUUCUUGAAGCGCUAAAAAAGUGCACUUCUGCUCUUCUUCAUACAGUUUUUCCUUCUUUUUUUUUAUUUCAUCAAGUGUAAAAUAACUACAUCUUAAUUGUAUGGCCUUAUUUGUAAUUCUUGUCAGUAACUUCUUGGAGUAAUAGUAUGGGUGUGUUAUAUUCAGUGGCUUAUCAAAAAUU